AAAAUUUCUUGUUGGCAAAGUCACCAGAGUAUAUAUGUUACUCUCCGCCUCACGUAGCGCUUAAAGCGGCUAACGGGUACGCUAACGCUAGCGAGACUCAAAUUUCAAUUUCAAAGAAAAAGCCUCGUUUCCGAUUAGGGUUAGGGUUCAGUGCUUCCCUUUGUCCGAGAGCUAUGGAUUCUGCUUUAGUGAUCAAGGUGAAAUAUGGAGAUACCCUCAGGCGCUUCAGUGCUCAUGUGGACGAGAAUAAUCAACUGGAUCUUGACAUGAUUGGGUUGAGGGCCAAGAUAUGUUCUAUCUUCAAUUUCACUGCUGAUGCAAAUCUAAUUCUGAGAUAUGUUGAUGAAGAUGGCGACUUAGUGACUCUGGUGGAUAAUGAAGAUUUACGUGAUGUUAUGAGGCAGCAAUUGAAGUACUUGAAAAUUGAUGUGCAUGUGAGCAAUGACAUUGGUGGUCAAUCAAAUACUGGGUCUAGUGGAAGUGCCACGCCCUCAAAAUCUCCUCCUGUCUUAAACUCAUUUCUGGUUAGAGAUUCUUUAGUACCAUAUCCUCUGCCAGAGCCAGUACGUGAGGCUCUUUCUAAAUUAUCACUUCCAAAAGCUGCAUCAUCAAGUCCUGUGGUUGCAAAUCUUGCCGAGGCAAUUCCAAAAAUGGGACAAGCUGUUCUAAAUUCUCUUUUCCAGCCUCACAAUGCAGCUGGUACAAGGCCAAAAACUGGUGUUCCUGAAGAAUCUAUCUCUUCUGAAGCAAGAGGUUCUCAGUCUCCUCAUGUGGACUCAGCUUCCAAUGCCAGUGUCCACACUGAUAGUUCCACACCCUUAAGAUCGCCUGUUCCAGAUCCAUUUCUGAGUGGAAAUGCUGUUAAAGUUGACGAAUCAGAUGGUGUGAGAAAACCACUACGCCAGUUUGUUUCCAAUGUAUCACGUUCAAAUGCAGAACUUUCAGGUCAAACAUCUAGUAUUUAUGCUAAUUUUAUUUCCAAAAUGGGACAACCUGUUUCAAAUUCUCAUUUCCAGCCUCAUGUUGCAGCCAAUCCUAGCUCAAGAAAUGGCAUCUCUGAAGAAUCCAUCACUUCUGAAGCAAGUCUGCAACCUCCAUAUGUGAACCCAGCUUCCAAUGCCAGUGUCCAGAGUGAUCGUGCCACCCUCUUGAGAUCUGCUGCUCCAGAUCCUUUUCUGAGCAGAAAUGCUGUUAAAGUUGAACACUCUGUGCCUGAGCCAGUACAGGAGUUUUGGUCCAAAUUAUUAUCACAUUCAAGAGAUACAUCUGCUAUUCAGCCUGGUGUUAAUCUUGCUGAUUUUAUUUCCCUAGUGGGAGAAACUGUUCUAAAUUCUUAUUGGCAGCCUAAUGUUGCAGCUGGCCCUAGCUCAAAAAAUGGUGUUCCUGAAGAACCUGUCACUUCUGAAGCAAGAGGUCCACAGUCUCCAUCUGUAGACUUGGCUUCCAAUGCCAAUCAACAAGUGGAGGCUGGAAAUGUAAUUAGAGGUGUAACAACAGGUGCAAGAGUUGCCUCUGUUGAUCUCAAUAUCCUUCCAUGUGAUCCCUCUUCAUCUCAGAACACACAUGCAAGUAGAGAUCCACUUUCAUCUGCAGUCCCUGGUGAUGGCAACAUGGGUAAAAUGUCUACUGAUGAUAGUUUUCUUGGAAAGGGUGACAGUAGUGGGGCGUCCUCAAGUUCUGCAGGUCCUAUUAACAGCUCAACCCAAACUCGUGCAUUGAGUCCUGGUGCUUUCAUUGAGUGUCCAUUUUCUGGGACAUAUCCUAUUAAUUCUGGGAGACCAACUCUUGGAAACCUUCGACUUCCCUCAUUUAAAAGAAGCCAUAGUCACACUGAGGCAACGACUGGUAUGUUCCAUAAGGGGGUCCGCUGUGAUGGCUGUGGAGUCUAUCCAAUAACUGGACCCCGUUUCAAAUCCAAAGUAAAGCAAAAUUAUGACCUCUGCAACAUUUGCUUCAAUGAAAUGGGUAAUGAGACUGAUUAUAUCAGAAUGGACCGCCCUGCAUCUGUUCGUGUCCCUCGAUGUGUAUAUGAAUAUCCAUUAAACCUUCCAACAUUACCGCCACAUAUUUUUAAAAAAGGUGCAAUUUCAAAGCAUGCAAGGCAAAAGCUAGAUAGUCGGUUCAUUUUGGAUGUUAAUGUUAUAGAUGGUACAAUGAUGGCUCCAUCUACUGCAUUUACAAAGAUCUGGCGGAUGCGCAAUAAUGGCACUAUAGUGUGGCCCAAGGGAACUCAGCUUGUCUGGAUUGGAGGGCACAAGUUUAGUGACUCUCAUUCAGUUGACUUGGAGGUUCCCGAGGAUGGUGUGCCUGUGGAGAAGGAACUUGACAUUGCAGUUGACUUUACUGCACCUCAGUUACCGGGUCGAUACGUAUCGUACUGGAGGAUGGCAUCUCCAUCUGGACAUAAAUUUGGCCAACGUGUUUGGGUCCUUAUACAGGUUGAUGCCUCUCUCAAGGACUCAUUUUAUGAUAGCUCUCAAGGUCUGAACUUGAAUAUCCCCCUUGACGUAAAUGACUCUAAAGGGCCUCAGGUUAUAGAUAUCAAUGUCCAACCUGCUGAGGAUGAUAUUUUUCUUCAAACCCACAAUCCUAAUGCUCCCAUUGAACCUGGGAAUCAAGUGGUUGACAAGGAACCAAGGCUGGAGCUGGAAAAAGAAUUCCCUAUAAAUGAAGCUACAUUUGUUGGCCCUGCUGCGUCAUCCCCUGCAACCUCUGUGGCACCUUCAUCUUUUUCGUAUCCUAUUAUUGAUUUGUCUGAAACAGCCCCGACUGUUCCCUCUAACCAGCAAUCCUCAACUGUGGAUGUGCCUUCGUCGUCUAUGGGGGUUGGUGGCAUUAAUUCUGUGGAGGAAACUCUACUUAAAGAGCUUGAGGAGAUGGGUUUUAAGCAGGUUGAUUUGAACAAAGAGAUCUUGAGGAUGAAUGAGUAUGAUUUGGAGCAAUCAGUAGAUGAUCUCUGUGGUGUUUCUGAGUGGGACCCUAUGCUUGAAGAGUUACGUGAGAUGGGUUUCCGUGACAAUGAGAUGAAUAAGAGGCUGCUGAAGAAAAACAAUGGAAGCAUCAAGCGUGUUGUUAUGGAUUUAAUCAACGGAGAGUAGGUUUAGUUGAAAUGUCAGCUAAUAGUAAAUGUAAAGGUGGCAAAACUUGUGCUCCUAGGAUGACAAUCGCCAGGCAUUCUGCAUAAUUAUCUAAUUUCUUAACUCGAUCUUGUAUUGUGGUGAUAUUGUCAUCGCAAUUGAACUAUUUGAUCGAUCUUAUGUUGGAUUUAAGUAUGUAUGAACUGAUGACUAUGCUAAAUCGUUUUGGUUAUUUAUU
Molecule: messenger RNA, 3315 nt
Organism: Abrus precatorius (Indian licorice)
Lineage: Eukaryota; Viridiplantae; Streptophyta; Magnoliopsida; Fabales; Fabaceae
Product: protein NBR1 homolog
Exons: 7
Coding region: 174-3098 (974 amino acids)
Molecular function (GO): zinc ion binding; protein binding
Source: RefSeq, a predicted model, not a curated record